Molecule: messenger RNA, 1476 nt
Organism: Aspergillus costaricaensis CBS 115574
Lineage: Eukaryota; Fungi; Ascomycota; Eurotiomycetes; Eurotiales; Aspergillaceae
Exons: 1
Coding region: 411-1361 (316 amino acids)
Source: RefSeq, a predicted model, not a curated record
CCCAGCUCAUAAAUUUGACUCAUCAGGCCUUUCUCCUCCAUGCGUGCCGGGUUGAAUUAGGCUGGGGAGACCAAUAUUCCCACAUCCAAGAGCCGCAGCGAAGGGACCCCAUGCAGCUGCAGCCCCGUUGGUGGGAUAUAUCCUUCUUGUCCUUCCUUCAUAAGUAUUAGUGAUGGAUGCUAUAUCGUGUCGUAUAUGUCGUUAAUUCUCGACUUCCAGCUCAAUGCAACAAUGGGAUGAUUCAGAAAAGAAAAGAACAGAAAAUUUUCAAAUCAUCCGAGGAGUUCACUCUCUAAAAGAUCCUCAUUCGUAUCGUGGCGUAUAUUUCUUCUCUUCCAUCUAGAUCCGUUUGAGCGCAGUUUUUUUCUUCCUCUCUUGCCUCUUCAACCCACCACUCUCUACACACAAAAAUGACCAACAUGAACUCCCUCUCCCAAGCACUGGAAAAAGUCCGUUUGGACAACAAAUCCACCACUGGCAAAACCGUCAAAGGCAAGCCCAUCAAGAAGCAACGUACGAAGAAACCCCCCAUCGAACCCUUCCGCUUCUUCGACCUUCCCUCCGAAAUCCGUCUACGCGUCUAUCACUUCGUGCUCUUCACCCCGAAACGCGGACGUAACCCGCGCCUAACAGGCAGCGUGGGCGCCUCGUCGAAGAAAAACCCUCCCAUCUCCCCCACAUCCCACCGAGUCGCGCUAUUCCUGACCUCAUGGCGCAUGCACGAUGAAGCCUCAGACUAUUUCUACUCCACCCAAGUAUUCCGUCUAUUCCACCUCCAGGACUACUCGCGUAUGCCAACCAUCCGGGCCAUACCCCCGCGGUACCGUCCCUCCAUCGCCACAGUCGAGUUGAUUCUCGGAUCGAGCUGGACAGCGCCACCGAGCGAAUGGACCAUCACACGCAGUCUGGGACUGGAGGAGAUGGAGCGGAUGCGCACGUUCAAAGUCUUCGUCGAAGUCGAUCCAUCGCAUCCGGUGUUCGAGGGGUUCCGCAUCUCAAAGGACUAUUAUACGGAUUUUGCGGGCGAUUUGCUCAAGGGUGUCCUGGAGAGGUUGCCGAAUCUGGAAUACGUGGAGUUUGAUGGCUGGCCAUCUGUACGGAAGAGCGGUGCUCUGAUGAAGAGACUGAUGCAUGAGGUCAGGUCGGCCGGGAUAAAGAUUGCGUGGGGCCCCGAACGGGGGUGGACGGAUUAUGAUGGGGAGGAGUUUAGUGAAGAUGCGUAUGGGGUUAUUGCGCAUGAGAAGAAAAUGCAAGAAAAGGCUCGUCGGAAGAAGGAGUUAGAGGAGGCGCAGGAAUUCGCCAGGUUGCAUGGCCUGCCGCCGCCGCCACUUCCGUUGUUCAAUCCGUACCUCGAUUAUUGAGAUGUGAUCAUGAUGUGAUGGGUUUGGGUCUUCAUUUGGCAUGAUAUGAUAUUGCGGCCUUGCGGGAGUUUAGAUCGGUUGCUUUCACUGGGAUUGCUUAUAUAGUUAGAUGCAC